AUGACUACGAGGGUUUGUCCCAGCCAUGCCCAAGCAAUGAAAGUGAAGCCACCAGGGGCACCAUACAGAUGCAGUGGAUGCAGAGAAAUGGGGUUUGGACGCAGUUAUCACUGUGAAAACGAUAACUGCAGUUACAUUCUCCAUGAGGAGUGUGCAAAUGCUGUUUCCCAUGAUUUUCAUCCUUUUUUCCCGAAGAGUCACUUCGAGUUUUAUGAGAAAGCCCCAGGACUUCGCACCAGGUAUUGUGAUGGUUGUGGAAACGAUGUGCUAGGGUUUGUGUACCACUGCUCCCGCACAGGGUAUGAUCUACAUCCAUGCUGUUUAAAUCUGAAAGAUAGAAUUUCUGAUGAAGAAGGGUGUGUGACGCUUGAACUGUGUAAGAGUGUUCCCUCCAAGUGCGUGAAGUGUAAACACAGGAAUGUUGUGGAGGGAGUUAAAGGGUGGUCUUAUGUGUCUUCUGGGGGAACUUAUUGCUACCAUGUGUCGUGUGUGAAGGAGAUGAUUCUUGAGAAUUGGAAGAGAGGUUAUUUUUCUCAAGUUGUGAGAGAAAACAGUGAAGUUGCUGUGAGAAUUAAUAGGUUGGAGAUGGUAGAAUGUGGAAGAAGGUCAAGGAGGUCAGGGACAAUGAAGAAGUACACCAAGAUUGCUGUGUUGGUGUUCAGGCUAAUAUUUUCAGCUAUUUUUGGAAACCCUAUUACUGCCAUUGUUGGCCUUGUGGAAGCCCUUGUUUCUGAUUGA
This is a messenger RNA of Sphenostylis stenocarpa, 738 nucleotides long. The record is from the annotation of a GenBank genome assembly. NCBI's taxonomy places the organism in Eukaryota, Viridiplantae, Streptophyta, Magnoliopsida, Fabales, Fabaceae.